GGAGGUGGCUCGGAGACGUAAUGCAGGUUGAUUGGCAUUCAGGACACAGACACCCGGGAUUAGCUUCCCGUCUCGUCAAUCCAGAGGCAGGGGUGGGACGUUGCAAACUCAGAGAAUUGGGUUUGGCUGGCCUAGAUUUAAAGAGACAGAAGCUGUCGGGGACCUACAAGACGGCCCCCAAUACUCACCACCCUAAGUCCUAGGGACCGCUUGGGUCCCCACACCCUGGGCUAUGGUUUGCGGAGGCUUUGCCUGCUCCAAGAAUGCGCUGUGCGCGCUCAACGUGGUGUACAUGCUUGUGGGCUUGCUGCUGAUCGGAGUGGCCGCCUGGGGUAAGGGCCUGGGGCUGGUGUCCAGCAUCCACAUCAUCGGAGGAGUCAUCGCCGUGGGGGUCUUCCUCCUCCUCAUUGCAGUGGCUGGCCUGGUAGGUGCUGUCAACCACCACCAGGUCCUGCUGUUCUUUUACAUGAUCAUCCUUGGUUUGGUGUUCAUCUUUCAGUUUGGAAUCUCCUGCUCAUGUCUGGCUAUUAACCGAAGCAAACAGACAGAUGUCAUCAAUGCUUCGUGGCGGGUCAUGAGCAACAAAACCCGGCACGAACUGGAAAGAAGUUUGGACUGUUGUGGUUUGUUCAACCUCACGGCUACAUCCCAAGAUGACGGUUCCUGCAAUGCAGUCUGCAGGCAUAGGAGCACCAUUUGCCCCACGUGUGGAGAGAAACUUCUUAAGCAUUCGGAUGAAGCCCUGAAAAUUCUGGGGGGCGUCGGACUAUUCUUCAGCUUUACAGAGAUCCUGGGUGUCUGGCUAGCAAUGAGAUUUCGGAAUCAGAAGGAUCCUCGGGCCAACCCCAGUGCCUUUCUAUGAGAAAGACCCUCCUGGCUUUGCUCCUGUCUUUU
Molecule: messenger RNA, 894 nt
Organism: Ochotona princeps (American pika)
Lineage: Eukaryota; Metazoa; Chordata; Mammalia; Lagomorpha; Ochotonidae
Gene: TSPAN31
Product: tetraspanin 31
Exons: 6
Coding region: 233-862 (209 amino acids)
Cellular component (GO): membrane
Source: RefSeq, a predicted model, not a curated record